AUGGAAGGUUGGAACAUAGCUUCAUUUAAAUUUAACCAUCUACCAGAAACGGAAAUCCGCAAGGAAUGGUUAAGAUGGAAGCGAAAUUUCGAUGUUGUGGCCGCUGCAAGUGACGAGAAGAACAGUAUAAAACUGAAGAACAUGCUAUUAGCGAAAGGAGGGUUGGAGCUACAGGAUCUGUUUUACUCUUUAGAUGGUGCCGACGUGGUGGAAGAUCGAGAGAAUGAAAUCGAUCCAUAUAAAAUAGCGAUCGAAAAGCUGAACGAGUAUUUUUCUCCCAAGCAGCAUGAUUCUUUCGAGCGAAGCGAAUUUUGUAAAUUAAUGCCGUUAACUUCCCAAGAUGGAACACGUGAGCCAUUAGCGAAAUUUUUAAUGCGGUGCACCGAACAGGCCAAGAAAUGCGAAUUUGGAAAAACCGAGGCCGAGAGUCGCGAGUUAAGGAUCAUUGAUAAAAUUGUGUUCUACGCACCGAUGGAGUUAAAGGAAAAACUGCUACAAGAAGAAGAACUAACAUUGACAAAAAUCACGAAGAUGGUAAACUCGUUUGAAUCGAUCAAACAUCAAGCUCAACUAAUUAUGAUCACAGGGAACGAGACAGCUACCAAAGCAAUGAUAUCGGACUCAACCCACGUGAAUCGAAUUCAAGGAAACACGAAACACCUUACUGGAACAUGUUACAGAUGCGGACAGAAAAAUCACUAUGGCAAUGAUCAACAGUGCCCAGCUCGAGGAAGGAAGUGUGAGAAGUGCAAUAAAAUUGGUCACUUUUCGAAGGUUUGUCGCUCUGUUUUAAAACGAAAACAACAUGGAAACACAAGCUUCGUUCCACCAUUAAAGAGAGGAAGAUUCGAAAAUGUGAGGACAAUAGAUGUAACUGAGCACAACGAAGAACAACCCAGUUUCAUCUAUAACAUUGGAGACGGCGAUGAAUUUUUAUGGGUGAAAAUAGGCGGUGUGCUUGUUCAAGUGUUGAUUGAUUCUGGUAGCAGCAAAAAUAUUAUCGACGAUACUACAUGGGAAUAUAUGCAGAAGCAAGGAGUAAAAACGUGGUCACCAGGUCAUAUGCCUAAUACGACUCUGCGUGGGUACGCACGGAAUGCUAAACCGUUGACUGUCUCAAAGGUGUUUGUAUCAAUGGUGAACGUGGAAGAUGCUACUAGAAAUUGUGAGUUAGCUGCCACAUUUUUUGUAGUCGUUGGUGGAUCACAAACUUUACUCGGAAAGGAGACCGCGAAACAGCUGGGUGUACUCACAAUUGGACUUUCUAGCUCAGAUACGACGAUUAACGUGCUGGGUCCAAUUGAAAAACGACCAUUUCCAAAGAUGAAAAAUGUACAGCUUCGACUUCCUGUAGAUACCAGCGUUGUUCCAGUAGCACAACGUGUAAGAAGGCCGCCGAUUGCAUUACUGACCAGAAUAGAAGACAAGCUGUUUCAGCUGGUAGCUACGGACAUUAUAGAACCAGUUACCGGAGCAGUUCCUUGGGUCUCACCAUUAGUUACAAUUGUCAAGGAUAAUGGAGAUUUGCGCCUUUGUGUCGACAUGCGUCGCGCCAACCAAGCUAUCCAAAGAGAACAUCACAUGAUGCCAACGUUCGAAGAUUUCUUGCCUCGUCUAACUUCGUCCAGAUUUUUUAGCCGUUUAGAUAUAAAAGACGCCUUCCAUCAGGUAAAAGGAUUCAAUUAUUAUAAAUAG
Topomyia yanbarensis is the source of this 1695-nucleotide messenger RNA. RefSeq lists its product as uncharacterized. The record is from RefSeq and is a predicted model, not a curated record. Gene Ontology annotation, biological process: proteolysis. Lineage: Eukaryota; Metazoa; Arthropoda; Insecta; Diptera; Culicidae. Gene Ontology annotation, molecular function: nucleic acid binding; aspartic-type endopeptidase activity; zinc ion binding. The transcript has a single exon. Bases 1 to 1695 code for a protein of 564 amino acids.